Molecule: messenger RNA, 2156 nt
Organism: Seriola aureovittata
Lineage: Eukaryota; Metazoa; Chordata; Actinopteri; Carangiformes; Carangidae
Product: F-box only protein 15-like
Exons: 10
Coding region: 16-1674 (552 amino acids)
Molecular function (GO): protein binding
Source: RefSeq, a predicted model, not a curated record
UGGCUGCGCUAAUGAAUGAUUUAUUGUGAAAAAAAAAAAACUGACCGGAAGUGGCGAGUGGCGGUAAAAUCAAUUAACUCUGUGAUAAUGGCGGCGGGAAGAGGGGAGUUUUUUCGGAGUUUCUUAGUGGGUUUGGAGAGGCAGCCCGCCCAGCUGGCUCCAGGGAGACAACCGGCGGUUCGGGGCAGAGGAAAGCCGGUUCCGGGAGGAGGACAGGCGGAUUCGGACAGAGGGCGGACGGCCGGCAGAAGGAGGAAGAGACGGCCGAACACAGAGGCACCGAGCCCGGUCAGCGGGAGUGCUCACAGCUGCCCAGGACCGAGAACAGAGACAAAGAAAACAGUCAAAACUCCUCCGUUAAAGGAAAACUUGGUGGAAAGGCUACCGUCUGAGAUUCUGAUUAAGAUCCUGUCCUACCUGGACGUCUCCUCGCUGUUCUGCAUCAGCCAUGUCAACAAACUGUUCCACCAGCUUGCCGAUGAUGAUGUCAUGUGGCAUAAGAUUUACAUGUCAGAGUUUGGGAGUCAGAUGUGGAAGCCGAGGGCGGCGGAUGGCGGUGCGAUGAAGGAGGGCCCGGUGGAGGUGGAGGUGGGGGAUCGGUCGGUGGGCCACUGGAAGAAGAUGUACUUCAGGACCGCGGCUGGACAAGAGAUGAACAAGUGGAGGAGAGAGCUGAGAGACAUCAGCCCAUACACCGGCUUACCCAGGCAGACGGAGUGGGUCCUCAGGAACCUGAACGUGAGCUGGGAGCUGACGGUGUGCGACCGCUUAGGACAGGAGAGCACGCUGGAGCAGAGCCGAGCGUACUUCUUCGAGUCCUCGGUGAUCGUCCGCUGGAGCGGAGGCAACUUCCCCAACUACCACCACAUCAGCAGCAUCCAGCUGCACGGAGUCAGGAAGGAGACGCUGAAGAGCCCCACGGUCAGGAAGCCUGAAUGGCGCUCUCUGAUUUUAAAGCUGGACAUGAAGACUCAGAGCAGUCGCUUCAUCGGCAAAGACAGACUCAUCAAACUGCUGAGUCUGUCGCCAGGUGUCAUCAUCGGCGUCUGGAGGGGUCAGAGCAUUGUUGCCUUCAUCAUGGUGAGCCUGCACUUCCACAAGCUGGUGGAGAAGAGUCUGCUGGGAUCUCCAGUCUGCCCGUACUCUGAACCCGUUGACCGACCACCUGUGUAUAACUUGGACCCCGAGUUUGGUCUCCAUGACUACACCCUGCACUUUGUCCUGCACAACACCGGCACUGAGAUCAUGUCGGGACACUUCCGCCAGAUCUCCUGUCGCGCAGUUCAGAUCCAGCGUGGCCUGGUGGAGUUGAAGGUCAUCGACAGGACCAACCUGUCGCAGCACAGGUCGCUGUCGGGAAACGUGAAGCUGCCCUGGAAGAGCGAGGCGCUGGAGGGCUCAGUGGAGAACUGCUGCAUCAUGACGGUGACUCUACUGGAUGAGUUCCAGAAACCCUUCUGGUGCGUCAGUUCGCCCAUUUGCAUCACGAUGGUGAAGACGUCGCUGUCCUUCGACUACAGCGGUGAGCACUUUCUGAUGACGUACCAGAACACGGACGGUCAGGUGAAGAUGAAGCUGGUCUGGUUGAAGGAGCAGAAGCAGUUCUUCCUCAUCAGCCUCACCGUCUACGUUUCUAUUUUCAAGGUCAACCAGCAUUUCAGCACAAACUACUGAAGCUGAACUGGACCGCUCAAAGUUCUGCUUUAUGAUCUCUAAAGUUCUGAUGAAGUGACUUUGAGUUUUGUCAGGGUUUAAUCAGAUAUUAGUUUAUUUUACAAAAGUCUCAUUCUGUAUAAAUGUAAGAAAAUAAAAUAUGAGUUCUAAGAGUUUAAACUUUAAGUAGAAAAAUAAAAACAAAUUUGAUUUUAGAGGUAAAUUUCUUAUCAGCUUUAUGUUUUAGCACAUGGAGAAUGUCACUGUUUCUCUUGAAUAAAGAUAAAAUGGUACAAAAUAAACUUAACAUAUGUAAAAGAGUUUACACCCCGAAACAAAGUAUAAAUAUUAAGUUAUAAUUAAUUUUGAAUUUGAGCAUUUACUGAUUGUGUUAAUUUCAAUCAGUUAUUUUAGUUUCAAUCCAACCACAUGGAAGACUUUCAGUGAGAACUUGAACAUUUCUUUUAUCUACAAUUCUGAGAAAAUAAAUCUUUUUGUUUCCA